Symbiodinium sp. CCMP2456 is the source of this 684-nucleotide messenger RNA. Lineage: Eukaryota; Dinophyceae; Suessiales; Symbiodiniaceae. The record is from the annotation of a GenBank genome assembly.
GAUCGCAUGACGAAUCUCAUCACGCAGGGAGUGAAGGAGGUGGCCUUCGUUUUCUCUCCGCCGCCCAUCGUCGCCAGCUUUGAGAAGCGGCCCAUGGGCUUUACCGUUGCCAAGGACUCAGAACUGGGUCUGAUCCACGUCUCCAGCUCCACCGGGGUGGCGCGCGCUUACGGCAUUAGGCCGGGUGCGAUCGUCGCCAACAUUGGUGGCACAGAAGUCAGCUCCCUCCGAAUCGAGCACGUCCGGGACAUGCUCAAGGAGGUCAGCCUGCCGGUCUCCGUCCAUUUCGAGCAGGCCAGAGGAAUGCCAAACACGGUUGCAGGAAUGAUCCAGCACGUCCCAGAAGAAGAGCAGGAGGUGGUGGCAGCUCCCAAGAAGGAGGAGCCGCGUCCCCCUCCUCGCGACCCCAACGUUCCCAUGGUGGUGCCGCCACCAACCGACAUCGAACUCGACUUGUCGCAGCCUUUGGGCAUCGUGUGGUACCCCAGCCUCGUGGUGAAGAGCGUGAAGCCAAAUUCCCAGGCAGCGCGUCUCGGCAUCGGCCCGGGCUGGGAGGUUCUGGGCCUCGCCGGGGAGGAGCUCCGGGAUGUCCAAGAGCUGGAGAAGAAGCUCGAGGCACUCAAAGCCGAAGGCUGCCUUGGCCAGUCGAUGAUGUUCCAGCCUGCCGCCGUGCCUGCGACCGAG